AUGGAAAUGGAACCCCUCAACACCCUCUUUAAGCGGGAGGCAGAUGCCUGUGAUACCGGGAACGAAUUCGAUGGCCGCAUGGGGCUACGGAUCUCAUCCAUCUUCGUCAUCCUCAUAGGGUCAUCAUUCGGUGCUCUCUUCCCCGUCUUUGCUCGUCGCUGGAGCAAAAAGAGUGGAUUCCCUAACUGGAUCUUUUUCGUCGCCAAAUUCUUCGGAUCUGGCGUUAUCAUUGCUACUGCAUUUAUCCAUCUUCUGGCUCCAGCCGAAGAAUCAUUAAAGAACCCUUGCUUAACCGGCCCAAUUACCGAAUACAGUUGGGUCGAGGGUAUAAUUCUUAUGACUAUCAUUGUCCUGUUCUUCGUUGAACUUAUGGUCAUGCGAUUCUCCCGCUUUGGUGCGGGCCAUGUCCAUGAUGAGGAAGGUCACACUCACACCCACAUUGACUCACCUCCCCUGGUGGAAGAAGUCAGCGAGAACAAGGGCCAUCAUCACCACAAUCAUAUUAUGCCCGGGGAGGAUCACCUUGGUCACUCCCGGGAACACCAUGACGCCGACGACUCGGAGAAAGACGUUUCUGCAAUUGAAGAUUAUGCCGCCCAGCUGACAUCUAUCUUCAUCCUGGAAUUCGGUAUUAUCUUCCACUCAGUCUUUAUCGGUCUCACCCUUGCGGUCUCUGGUGCCGAGUUCACCACUUUGUAUAUCGUUCUGGUUUUCCACCAGACCUUUGAAGGUCUCGGACUGGGGUCCCGGCUCGCUAUGCUUCCAUGGCCGCGAUCCAAGCGCCACACACCGUACUUCCUGGGGCUGGCCUUUGGGUUGUCGACUCCGAUUGCAAUUGCCAUCGGCCUAGGUGUUCGCAACAGUUACCCGCCCGAAGGCCGGACAACGUUGAUCGUCAACGGCGUGUUUGACUCUAUAUCUGCCGGUAUUUUGAUUUACACUGCCUUGGUGGAAUUGAUGGCUCACGAGUUCAUGUUCAGCCACUCGAUGCGCCAGGCUCCAAUCCGCGACGUGCUGGCAGCCUUCACCCUGCUGUGCAUGGGUGCUGCGCUCAUGGCUGUUCUAGGUAAAUGGGCAUGA
Penicillium waksmanii is the source of this 1080-nucleotide messenger RNA. It is a transcript of the gene zrfB, whose product is annotated as low-affinity Zn(2+) transporter ZRT2. Gene Ontology annotation, biological process: zinc ion import across plasma membrane. The record is from RefSeq and is a predicted model, not a curated record. Gene Ontology annotation, cellular component: plasma membrane. The transcript has a single exon. NCBI's taxonomy places the organism in Eukaryota, Fungi, Ascomycota, Eurotiomycetes, Eurotiales, Aspergillaceae. Bases 1 to 1080 code for a protein of 359 amino acids. Gene Ontology annotation, molecular function: low-affinity zinc ion transmembrane transporter activity.